AAAAAAACACUACUUCCGGUUCAAAAAAUAACCCGACUUAUCGUCUGCUCUUUUUUCGGGGAAUUCCUUUUUGCGAGCGUGGUGUCUUUCUGAAGUAAACUUGGAAACCUCCGACAUGACCAACUUCAGCUGUAUGUAUUGUCAAGUAUUUUACCAGAAAUUAACAACGUAACCAUGACAACUGAACCAUCUUCAGUGAUCCUUACAGUUCGUCUGAUCAGAUCAUUUGAGCAUCGUAACAUCAAGCACAUUGUUUACAAGAACGUCUCUUUGGACAUGAAAGUCGGCAAGUUUAUUGAAUUUGUGAAAACAGAUAUCAAGACAAGAGCUGGCAUACUGCCCCCAUUCAGAACACACAACUACGACACGCUGAAAAUCCAGCAUAAAGCUUUUGGAGCAAAGACCAAUGAUCCAGCCAUUAACACUGAGAAUGAUGAAGAGUUAAUACUUAAAGAUGAUGCAACACUAGCGGACUCCAAAAUUGAGUCAGAAACGGAACUAUCAUUUUUCCGACGCGAUGAGUAUGAGAGCUACAAAGCCAACCCUGUCAGGUCCUGGUAGGAUUAUCUUCAUCCACUAUCAUUCGUUUUAUCAUCAUCAUCAUCACCAUCAUUAAUCAUAGCCAAAGACGUUGCUUUAGAAUUGCAAAGUUCGUGGGUCCAAAUCCCACCCUAGUGAUAUGCCUGUGAUUUUGUUCACAGAAUUUGGGAAAGCACUCAGUGUACACUGGUAGUACACACAGGUGUAUAGGUAAAACCAAACUGAAUAUCACUUCCAUCAAAACCAUCAGCUUGGAAAGAUUACAGAGAUAAUUUCUGAUAGCCUGACUAAAAAACAGAUUUGAAGGUCAAAAGUAGUCAGGCAGAUUGGGUACAGGACUCGUGAACCCAUGGUGUAUUUUGGGCAUUAGACCAAAGCAAGUCUGUGACUUUGUUUUUGAAGGGGCGCUUCAAUUUACCCCUAGUCACGAACACCUGUAGGAGGAUAAAGCUAAUUUUCUGAUAGAACCUUAAAGACUAACUAAAACUAAAAAAUUAUUAUUAUUUUGCUAUAGAAAGGUAAAGAAGUGAGUAAUGAUUAAAUAUAUUAUAACUAAAACUCAAUAUCAAUUUUUUUGGUUUAAUGUAAGAAGAAACAAACAAUCGUUUUGGUCGCUGUCGUGCUGGGCAAAAAUGCAGAGUUUCACUUAAAAAUUCCCUAAAAAGCCUAGGAAACAAAGCAGCAAUGUGACAUCACACAAUGGACUCGAUCGAAACAAAACAAUGGAAAAUGCAUGGCAAGGAUUAUAAACAACCUUCAUCCAGAUUGUGGUGUGACCUAAUGGUUUAUGUCAGUUUGCUCUUUCAACAAAAUAGUCUAACUCCACCCGGCAGCAUGGUAAAUCAUGUACAGUAACUGUAAUUAUCGUAAGACCAUAUUUGAAAUUAACAAUGUAUUGUGGUGUGUCAUGGCCGAGCGGUUAAGAGUACCGGACUCAAGCUCUGGUGUUUGAUCAGCAGAGUGUAGGUUCGA
Messenger RNA from Asterias rubens (European starfish), 1512 nucleotides. Its product is annotated as UPF0538 protein C2orf76 homolog. NCBI's taxonomy places the organism in Eukaryota, Metazoa, Echinodermata, Asteroidea, Forcipulatida, Asteriidae. The record is from RefSeq and is a predicted model, not a curated record. The coding region runs from base 175 to 561 and encodes 128 amino acids. The transcript is spliced from 5 exons.